UCAAAUUGAUUUUAUCCAGCAGAUGCAGAAUCAGCGAAUCCGCACCCAUUUGUGAAAGCAGAAAUUUUCAUCUCAAUUUUUAACAUGUAAAAUCAUAGAAAAAUUAGUGAAAAGCAAAUUAAACGAAUUAAAGGGCAAGGCGGUUGCUGCUGGUGAAAACGCUUCAAACGGUGGAUCUAUAGCAGCUGCAGCUUGGUUAACUAUGAAUCGGAAAAGUUAUAGCAAUUGGCUGGGUAGCUGCCUGGGACUGCUGGUGCUGCUGCUGGUUUGCACACAGCUGCAAAGAGUAAGUGCAUCCGAAGAUGAAGAACGCUUGGUACGUGAUCUCUUUCGUGGGUAUAACAAACUUAUACGACCCGUUCAGAAUAUGACACAAAAAGUUGGAGUAAGAUUUGGUUUGGCGUUCGUACAGCUAAUCAAUGUCAAUGAGAAAAAUCAAAUUAUGAAAUCAAACGUUUGGUUACGUUUGGUUUGGUACGAUUAUCAAUUGCAAUGGGAUGAGGCCGAUUACGGUGGUAUUGGUGUGCUGCGUUUGCCGCCCGAUAAGGUUUGGAAACCGGAUAUUGUAUUGUUCAAUAAUGCUGACGGCAAUUACGAAGUGCGCUACAAAUCCAACGUGCUCAUUUAUCCGACGGGCGAAGUGCUCUGGGUACCGCCGGCAAUCUAUCAGAGUUCAUGCACCAUCGAUGUCACCUAUUUUCCAUUCGAUCAGCAGACGUGUAUUAUGAAAUUCGGCUCGUGGACCUUUAAUGGCGAUCAGGUGUCACUGGCCUUGUACAACAAUAAAAACUUUGUCGAUCUGUCGGAUUAUUGGAAAUCCGGUACUUGGGACAUUAUCGAAGUGCCGGCCUAUCUCAAUGUCUACGAAGGCGAUGGCAAUCAUCCAACCGAGACAGAUAUCACAUUUUAUAUAAUUAUACGUCGCAAGACACUGUUCUACACAGUGAACUUGAUAUUGCCAACUGUGCUGAUCUCAUUCCUGUGCGUACUGGUGUUUUAUCUGCCUGCUGAGGCCGGCGAGAAGGUUACAUUGGGCAUAAGCAUUCUGCUGUCACUGGUUGUGUUCCUAUUGCUUGUAUCGAAGAUUCUACCGCCGACUUCGUUGGUGCUGCCACUAAUUGCCAAAUAUCUGUUGUUCACUUUCAUUAUGAAUACGGUGUCAAUUCUGGUUACCGUUAUUAUUAUAAAUUGGAACUUUCGCGGUCCGCGUACACAUCGCAUGCCCAUGUGGAUACGUACGGUCUUUCUGCAUUAUCUGCCCGCGUUUCUGCUCAUGAAGCGUCCACGUAAGACACGGUUACGUUGGAUGAUGGAAAUGCCGGGCAUGAGCAUGCCAGCACAUCCACAUCCCUCAUACGGGUCGCCAGCUGAACUACCCAAACACAUCAGCGCAAUCGGCGGCAAACAAUCCAAAAUGGAGGUAAUGGAGCUGUCCGACUUGCAUCAUCCCAAUUGCAAAAUCAAUCGCAAAGUAAAUAGCGGUGCCGAUUUAGGUAUUGGCGAUCAAUGUCGUCGUGAAAGUGAGUCAUCUGAUUCGAUAUUGCUUUCGCCGGAGGCCAGUAAAGCCACCGAAGCGGUGGAGUUCAUCGCCGAACAUUUACGAAAUGAGGAUCUCUACAUACAAACUCGUGAAGACUGGAAAUACGUGGCCAUGGUUAUCGAUCGUCUUCAACUCUACAUCUUCUUCAUAGUGACCACUGCCGGUACAGUUGGCAUACUAAUGGAUGCGCCACAUAUCUUCGAGUAUGUAGACCAAGAUCGCAUCAUCGAAAUAUAUCGUGGAAAAUAAAUCAAGUAUUUCUGCAAUGGUGGCGUGGCCAUUACAGCUGCUACUCCGGUAAAAAGCAAAAUUUGGAAUUCAUUGAUAAUAAACAAACACUCGGUGCGGGUUUUAUCACUAAUCCGUUGUUAGUGAAGAGAUAUUUUGCACAAAACAACAAACUUCAGCACAUAACGGCAAUAAAUUUUGAGCGAUUAUUCUUGUAUUACAUACCCACACACACACACAUACCGCUCAUGGAGUAUGUGUUCGACAAAUCGUCUUCAAAUCAAUUCUUCGGUGUUAAGAAUUCUAUUAUUUUAAGCGUUUUUAAUUAGAAUUUAUAAGUAACAUAAACUUAUUGUAAGUGCAAUGAUUCAUAAGAAAAUUGUUAUGUUAAGCGUUUUAAGUAUUUAUGUAUUUAUAUGCUUAUAAUAAGGCUAGCGAAUUGGAAAUAAUUACGACAGUUGAAAUAUCUAGAAAAUCCGCGCAUAUUAGUGAAAUUACAUAAAAAUAAUAAUUAGUAACAAAUAAUAAAGAAAAAUGCUUCAGCUCAUAAACUUGAACAGUAGCGUGAAUUUCGCGAGCAGUUUACGAAACGAAAUUCGUUCUUAGAGAUUAAAAACCUUUUAUUAUUAAGCGAAUAAGUAAACGAUGGCAUAAACAUGACUUUGCUUUCAAAAUUGCAAAAA
Messenger RNA from Bactrocera neohumeralis, 2451 nucleotides. It is a transcript of the gene nAChRbeta1, whose product is annotated as acetylcholine receptor subunit beta-like 1. The transcript has 8 exons. Lineage: Eukaryota; Metazoa; Arthropoda; Insecta; Diptera; Tephritidae. Gene Ontology annotation, molecular function: acetylcholine-gated monoatomic cation-selective channel activity; transmembrane signaling receptor activity. Gene Ontology annotation, biological process: signal transduction; monoatomic ion transmembrane transport; chemical synaptic transmission. The record is from RefSeq and is a predicted model, not a curated record. Gene Ontology annotation, cellular component: neuron projection; synapse; postsynaptic membrane. The coding region runs from base 203 to 1789 and encodes 528 amino acids.